AACUUUCUUCUCUUCUACAUUCUUAAUUACUUUAUAUUUUCUCUCAAAAAUGUUUAUUACUAUUUUUCGUUCUAUUAUUUUCCAUCUAUUCAUCUAGUUAAGGAUAAGACUCUGUUUGCAUUUGCAUUAUUUGAACCUUGCUCUACGAAGCUUCCUGUGCUAUAUUUUGGCCACUUUUUGGGGUAUAAUUGAGUGGUACUAGAAAAAAUGCCACUAACCUUCGCAUUUUUUGCGUGGUUUUCGUUGGCUGAUACCAAUGCCUUGGAGGGAUUUCAGAUCUCUUUCUUGCUUCAAGAAUUUUAUGGGCAUCUUUAAGGACGCAUCGACGAAGAGGCUGGAGAUUACUGCAAAUACCUGCCAAUCAUUUUCAACUCUUGACCUUGCACUGAUAGAACACAAGGAUAAAGAGAACAAGAUGAGGGAAGUUCAGCUUGGUUCGCAUACUGUGAUGUCCCAUGGGGUUACAGUUGCAAGGACACACAUGCAUGAUUGGCUUAUACUUUUAGUUCUUGUGGUGAUAGAGGUCAUUCUAUAUGUUAUUCAUCCAUUUUAUCGGUUUGUUGGGAAGGAUAUGAUGUCGGAUCUUAAGUACCCCUUCAAAAGUAAUACAGUGCCUGUUUGGGCUGUCCCUAUAUAUGCCGUUAUUUUGCCUAUGGUUAUUUUCCUCAUUAUCUAUUUUCGUAGGAGAGACAUCUAUGAUCUCCACCAUGCCAUACUAGGUAAUAAUAUCUUCCAUUUCCUUGUUUUGUACCUCUUAAAAUUUCCAUCAUGCUAUCAGUUGCGGUUAUCACUACCUAAUGCACAAGAUGUUUUUAUGAGUGCAGGCCUCUUUUAUUCUGUUCUAGUGACAGCUGUCAUUACCGAUUCAAUAAAAAAUGCUGUUGGUCGGCCUAGACCUGACUUCUUUUGGCGUUGUUUCCCAGACGGAAAGGAUGUUUAUGAUCAAUUGGGAAAUGUCAUAUGCCACGGUGAUAAAAAUAUUAUUAAGGAAGGACAUAAAAGUUUUCCAAGUGGACACACCUCAUGGUCCUUUGCUGGCCUGAGUUUCCUAUCUCUCUACCUAUCUGGAAAAAUAAAAGCAUUUGACCGCAGAGGCCAUGUUGCAAAGCUAUGCAUUGUCUUUCUGCCACUACUAGUUGCUUGUCUUGUUGGCAUUUCUCGAGUGGAUGACUACUGGCAUCAUUGGCAGGAUGUCUUUGCUGGAGGUCUAUUAGGGCUUGUAGUGGCUACAUUUUGUUAUUUGCAGUUCUUCCCUCCGCCAUAUCAUCCUCAAGGACACGUGCAAUUAGUACACUGGGAGCCAAUAAAAAUCUGGUUGGGGACCUUAUGCAUACUUUCAGGUAUUGGAGGAGUCACGCAUACAAGCAUCCAAUGCUAUAAAUCUGGGAAAUUCAGAGACAAUGGAGGCUGAAGCUGAGAAUGAAGAAGGUGAAAGUAAUGGAUUCAUGGGACUACAUCUGGCUCGUAGCUCUAGUUUGCCAAUGGAAGACGUAGAACGGGGAAGGAAGUAAUUUUCACAAGACACAUAAAGUCUCAGGCUAAGGAGUUGGGCUUGACUUCUCGUUGACUAGCAGGAGGAAAUUCAAGAUUGCGACUUGUUGCCUAUCAGAGUCCGGAAUAGGCAGUACAUUGAGCUGCGGUAAGUUGUUUCCGAAACUUUUUGGCAGCCAUAAAAAGCGACUAAAGGACUGGCGAGUUUCAGUUUAAACCAACAUUUUAUAACAAGUUUGUGACGCAUUAAUAGAAGUUUCCCUUUGAACUACAUACGCUGUUUUAUUGUUUUUUCCAUGGAAUAUGUGACGGGAGAAUAAAUGAUACCAUUGUAUUAGUAGUAAACUUGUAGCCAUGAUUGUACAAGUGAUCUAAUAAACAUGGGUGAAUUACAAGGUAA
Molecule: messenger RNA, 1891 nt
Organism: Manihot esculenta (cassava)
Lineage: Eukaryota; Viridiplantae; Streptophyta; Magnoliopsida; Malpighiales; Euphorbiaceae
Product: lipid phosphate phosphatase 2
Exons: 9
Coding region: 257-1411 (384 amino acids)
Biological process (GO): phospholipid metabolic process
Molecular function (GO): phosphatidate phosphatase activity
Source: RefSeq, a predicted model, not a curated record